ACCACAUGCGAUCUUACAAAAUGGCAAUAACACUCGACUUGGAUGAAGUUUUGCGUUCUUUGGGCAAAUAUGGAAGAUUCCAAAUUCUCCAAUUCAUGUACAACCAAAUUUGUCUGUUACCCACGGUCUUUCCGGUCCUCAUUUUUGUGUUUAUAGGAACUAUCCCAGAUUUCCGUUGCCGAGACAUUUCCCUUAUUAUUUGGAACGGUAAAGAAAUUUCUACGAAUAGCAGUGACGUUGACAUAAACUAUCACAGAUGUGACGUCACUAUUCAAGUAAAUCAGUCAAACACUAUUGGGAAAUCUCAGCUGACGUGUAUCAAUGGCUACAAAUACGAAGGUCCAGAAACAGUUGCAACUGAGUGGAAUUUAGUUUGCAACAGAGAGGGUCUAGGUGCCAUGUCCACGACAAUGGUCAUGGUGGGUCAGAUGCUUGGGGCCAGUUUGUUUACACCUAUGGCUGACAAAUAUGGACGUAAAGUCUUGGUGUACACGACCUUCCUAUCAAUGACCAUUUGUACAAUACUUGGGGCAGUUGUUCCAUGGUUUCCAGUUUUUGUCAUCUUAAGAUUUUUAAUCGGAGCUUUUCAGAUGGGUUUUGGACUUACUGUUGCUGCCUUGUGCAUAGAACUUUUUCCAGCAGAAUGUAGAGGACCAAUGAUAUACAUUUGCUGCAUAGUUUGGUCUCUGGGCAUAUCGAGCAUCCCCUUACUGGCUUAUUUGUUGCGGAAUGAAUCUUGGCGCUACACCAUGUUAGCAGCCGGGCUUACGGGAUUCCAUUGCAUUGGAACACGGUGGAUAUUGGCUGAGUCACCACGUUGGCUUGUGGCAAAUAACAAGACAGAAGAAAUGAAGGCAUGGAUAAUUAGAGCUGCAAAAUGUAAUGGAAAGCAACCAUCAGCUAUUUUAGAAUUAAGUAACGUUAAUUCUACAUCAAAUGCCACCCAGUCGUUAACUGAAGGUGAAAAUGGUGGGGCGCAAAACUCAAAGCACCACGUCACCAACGAGACUUAUACUGUUUUUGAACUAUUCCGGAAAAGGCAUAUUUUGCUGACAUCCAUUAUUGUAUGGAUUGUAUGGUUUGUUAAUGCCUUGACAUACAAUGGUAUAUUUCUGACGUCUGGUACCAUGACCGGAAAUAGAUUCCUGAACUUUUUUAUAAAUGGCAUAAUAGAGAUACCAAGCUUGUUUGUUUGUAUGUUCAUGGCCAACAGGUAUGGUCGAAAGAAAACGUGUAUUGUGUUCCACGCCAUUGCAGGAAUCUCCCUUGUCCUAUCCGCCAUAUUGUUGAUAUUGAAAGAUAGAUCGUCACUUGUAGAUGGCUUUUCAGCAUUUUUUAACUUCAUGGGAAAAUUUGGAAUCAGUGGAUCCUUUGCAACCAUUUUCUUGUACACUCCCGAAAUUUAUCCAACUAACUUAAGAUCUGCUGGAUAUGGCAUGGCGUCUGCCUCAGCCAGGAUUGGCGGGAUGCUGUCCCCAUUCACCACAAUGUUUGCAGCGUGGAUCGAAUGGGGUCCAGGAGUUGUGUUUGGAAGUCUCUCCAUUGUUGUUUGUGUUCUGUUUCUAUGGUUACCGGAGACCAGUGGUCGAGAGUUGCCUACAAAUUUAGAUGAUCUUACAGAUUUCUAUGUUAUUAAGGUUAAACAACCCAAGAAGAAUAUCCUUCAUUACCUCGUGGAAAAGAAAAGGGGGAAACAGUACUACCUUGUCUUACAAUUGAAAAUAUGUACACAUAAACAAAGAGUAGUCAGUAGGGGAACAUCAGAUUUAAAAUAUAGAAUAUAAUUUAUAUGCUACAAAAAAGACGGACGAGGAGGUAAAAGCACGACAUA
Molecule: messenger RNA, 1831 nt
Organism: Saccostrea cuccullata (small rock oyster)
Lineage: Eukaryota; Metazoa; Mollusca; Bivalvia; Ostreida; Ostreidae
Product: solute carrier family 22 member 21-like
Exons: 11
Coding region: 6-1784 (592 amino acids)
Biological process (GO): transmembrane transport
Cellular component (GO): membrane
Molecular function (GO): transmembrane transporter activity
Source: RefSeq, a predicted model, not a curated record